Messenger RNA from Prunus armeniaca (apricot), 1032 nucleotides. The record is from the annotation of a GenBank genome assembly. Lineage: Eukaryota; Viridiplantae; Streptophyta; Magnoliopsida; Rosales; Rosaceae.
AUGGCCAAUGUCCUCCGAACUUCUCCUUUAGGGGCAACUUUUGCACAACUUCCUUCCACUCUCUCGCCAAACUCCCCAAAACCUUCAUAUGUUUCGUUUAGACAAAGCCAGAGCGGCAGCAUACCUUAUCUCACUCUAAGCUCUCUCCGGUUCUCUCACUUGCCGUCCCUCCGGUUCGCCAAGUUCGCUCCUUUGGCUUCCCAAGGAGAAACCGAAACUACUGAGACCGUGGAGGAGGUUCGACAGCCCGAAGAGAUCGAGGACUCUUCAGAUGGUGCAGUAAGUGUGGAAGAUAGUACAAGCGACGAUGAAGAAAGUGGUACAAGUAAUGAUGAUGAAGGUGAUGCUGAGGAAAAACCUGUUUCAGCCAUCAUAGCAUCACUGCAAUUAUACAAAGAAGCUUUGGCCAGUAACGAUGAAUCAAAAGUAGCUGAGAUAGAAUCUUUCCUCAAAUAUAUUGAAGAUGAGAAAAUAAGUCUUGAAAAGAAAGUGGCCUCUUUGUCUGAAGAACUGUCAGCAGAGAAGGUUCGGAUUCUGAGGAUAAGUGCAGAUUUUGAAAAUUUCCGUAAAAGGACUGAUAGGGAACGUAUUUCUCUGGUAACAAAUGCUCAGGGGGAAGUUGUGGAGAGUUUGUUGCCCGUAGUAGAUAAUUUUGAGAGGGCUAAAACCCAGAUUAAGGUGGAGACAGAAGGAGAGGAGAAGAUCAACAAUAGCUAUCAGAGCAUUUAUAAACAGUUCGGAGAAAUCUUAAGCUCUCUCGGUGUUGUCCCUGUUGAGACAGUGGGGAAGCCCUUUGAUCCGUUGUUGCAUGAAGCAAUCAUGCGUGAGGACUCCACGGAAUUUGAAGAAGGUGUUAUAAUCGAUGAAUUUCGCAAGGGGUUUAAGCUUGGUGACAGGCUUUUGCGUCCGUCGAUGGUAAAGGUAUCAGCUGGUCCAGGGCCUGCCAAGCCAGAGCAGCAAGUUCCUCCUUCUGAAGAACAGGAUGCCAGUGAAACCACCAAGGAGGGCAGCACAGAAACAGAGUCAGCUUAA